AUGUCUGCACCGCCACUGAGUCACGUGACCGCUCAUAAACCCUACGUGCAUACAUGUGUAUUUAUUAUGUGCAUUUCGCACCAUAACCCCACAAUCAACAUACUGUGCAUGCACAUUCCCCAACUCUCCUCAACCCCUCCUCCUCUCGCCGAACCGCGCGAAGCCAUGUCGAGCCCACAAAACGGAUCAUCCCUAGCGCACAUGCCCCUCGAGAUACAACAGAAUAUCUUCUUUCGACUAGACAUGACCGACUUAUGCAAUCUGCGGAGAACAUGUCGCGCGAUUGAAAACAGCCUCUACGACGACUUUUUUGACGAGAUCUGCCGAGAGAUACACGUCGUCUGCCAUCCUGUCAGCAUGGAUAGAUUUCGAGCAAUGGCGAGCGUUCCAAAAUUGGCUGAAAAGAUACAAGCGGUGCAUAUAUCUACGCACGUCCUACGGGGUCGUGACGCUGUAGAAGCGCAUGCGCAAGAGUAUGCGGAUAUGUGCUGGGCGGAAGCAAACGCUGUGAAUUCCGACAGAUUUGGAGCCAAUACUUUUACCUCGGCUUUCCUUCGAUCGUUCCAUUGUUUAUUGGGUUUACCCAAUCUUCGAAACCUGGUCAUCUCAGAUCUUCCAGACCCAUGGGCAGAACUACAAACUGGACUAUCGCCACCGAAGCCACUUGGUCGCAAAGCCAUACUCGCUAGUACAGGCCACGAUAUUUUGGAUGAUACUGACCAUAUUCCUUCCCCAGCUUUCUACUGGACACUCCGACGAUUCGUGAUGGCUCAAGCUCUUCGCCUUACGAGACACAUUCCGGAUGGGCAUGAUGUCACCUUGGAUGUGGCCAUCAAGGUCCAGCAUGGAAUCCAGUGGACAGAAACUGAGAUGGAUAAUUCCUUGCCACCCCAAUUUGCCACGGAAUGGACUUUAGCCUGUCAUCGCGUUCGCCGCUUCACGAUCGACUAUUCACAAGCCGUCCAACCCCGGCUCGGCAGUAUGAUGGGCACUGGCGACGCAGUUUUUCAUGUAAACCAACGCAAUACUAAUGAUUGGAUUAUGGGGCCAGAUUUAAGUCCUAGCAUUCUAUCCAUUCAAGGUUUAUCCAGAAAUGCAGUCGGUUCAUGGACAUUCAGCUUGAAAUCAUUCACACAAUGGAAAAACAAUGUCAAGAAGCUGAGGGUUCAUAAUGCCAAAACCUUACCGCAUUUCAUGUGUGGGUUACUGGAGCACUAUAAGGAAUGCACAGUCCUGGAGCUUACAGAAGUACUAUUCUAUUCUUGGCGAUUGGGUCCACCCGCAUGGAGAACCACUCUCAGUCAUCUGGGAGGAAUGCAAGAGUUAAGUUCUCUGCGACUGUCUAAGAUAGGCUAUAGCACGUUGAAAGGACCACGCCAUGACCUGUUGAGACUCCAGGCGAAGUUCUUCCCUAGUCAAUCGUCGCACUUCAUCGCGAAAGCCGAGCCAUGGCUUGGGAAGGAGAAAAUACUGGAUGUAAUGAACAAGAUCCGUCUUGACCAUCCUCCCCAAAGAACUUUCUUGUUUCAACGCCCUGACGGAAAACUAAAAUGGUAUGUGGAAGUUGGUGAUCUUGCUUGAAGAGUCUAGGUACCUCAACUAUGCAAUUACAUAAUAAUUGCGAAUCGAUAUCGAGGAUGACAAAGCCGAUCAUGCCUUGGAUGGUAGGAGGUUGGCAUAAUGCAAAACCAGACUGUCCGCUUCAGUUAGCUUCGUCUGUUGAAAUUGCGCGUGUGGAGAUGAAUACGGUCCUCAUGGCGAUGAGACAUUGUGUGUGGAUACUGUACGUAUGCGCUGUGUGAAGCGAAAAGAUAUAUCCACUGAGCAAGGCUCAUGCAAGUACCAAUGGAAAUGUAUACGAUAUGUUCCUUGAAUAUAUGAAUGAUCUCCAUUUUGUUGUGUUCAAUAUCCAUACUCAGUCCUCCGGUGCUCAGUACAUGUGCUAUGUUCAGCGUAUUGGAUGCGACCGGUGGCGAUCGACGGGAUCUAGCACACCAGUGAUACCACAAUACAAAGAUACUAAAAAAUCUACAUUGAAAUGGCCGCACGAUGAUGUAUUGUGAGAAGUGAAC
Molecule: messenger RNA, 2072 nt
Organism: Periconia digitata
Lineage: Eukaryota; Fungi; Ascomycota; Dothideomycetes; Pleosporales; Periconiaceae
Source: the annotation of a GenBank genome assembly